GCUAGUUUUGCAAGCCCCCCUUGAUGUCGCAGUUGCAGAAGUAUCAAAUUCUGCCAUUUUUAUGCUAAUAUGGGAAUAUUCACGUCUUUCUUUAAGCUUGUUCCCUUGGAGUUUGUGUUGAUAUCAGUGUUUUUCUCUUUGUUGCAUGCAAUCUUAUGUAAAGUCUGCAGAGUUUCAGAAUUAUCAGGACAUGGCCCCCCAACUUAUCCUAUAAUCGGCUGCAUGAUUUCUUUCUACAAAAACCGCACUCGUUUGAUAGAUUGGUAUACAGAGCUCAUCGCGGAGUCGGACACCAAUACAAUUGUGGUUAACCGGCUUGGUGCUCGAAGGACUAUUGUGACUGCAAACUCGGAGAACGUUGAGUACAUGCUGAAAACCAAUUUCAAUAACUUCCCUAAAGGCAAGCCUUUCACUGAAAUUCUGGGUGACUUUCUUGGCUAUGGGAUAUUCAAUGUGGAUGGGGAGCUUUGGCGCAUUCAACGCAAGUUAGCAAGCCAUGCUUUCAGCACCAAUUCUUUGAGAGAAUUCGUGAUGAGCACAUUGGAAGAAGAGGUAGAGAAUCAAUUUUUACCUUCCUUAGAAUCAUUGGCUGCAGCAUCAGCAGUGGUAGACUUGCAGGACUUGCUGAGACGACUUUCGUUCAAUAUGAUCUGCAAGGUCUCAUUAGGGGUGGAUCACUGUGUUUUAGACCCUUCUCAGCUUGUUUCGCCUCUCAACAAAGCUUUCGACAUGGCGUCGGAGAUAUGCGCCAAACGUGGAGCAGCUCCUUUGUUAUUGGUUUGGAAGGUCAAGAAAUGGCUCGGAGUUGGAUCGGAGAAAAAGCUCAGGGAUGCUGUUGAAGAAGUUCAUGCAUAUGUUGAGGAAAUCAUUCGUAACAGGAAGAAAAAGAUGGAUGAAAGCCAAGAGAAUUGCGGUGAAGAUCUCCUAUCGAGGUUGAUAUUGGCUGGCUGUGAUGAGGAAGUGAUAAGAGAUAUGAUCAUAAACUUCAUCAUGGCAGGAAGGGAUACAACUUCAGCAGCAAUGACAUGGCUCUUCUGGUUGCUUUCAUGCCAUCCAGUUAUAGAGCAAGAACUGCUGAAAGAGAUACAGAAAAAUGAUAAAAGAUUGUCAGAUUAUGAAUCAUUGGAGGGAUUGAAAUUGUUGAAAGCCUCUCUUUGUGAGUCCAUGAGGCUCUACCCGCCGGUAGCUUGGGACUCAAAGCAUGCCAUGGUGGAUGAUAUGUUACCUGAUGGUACUUUAGUCCAGGCAGGGGAUAGGGUAACCUAUUUUCCCUAUGGAAUGGGGAGGAUGGAAGCGUUAUGGGGAAAGGACUGCAUCGAGUUCAGACCGAGCCGGUGGUUUAUUGAACCAAGUCACCAGGGAGGAUCACUAAAGAAGGUAAGUCCAUACAAGUUUCCAGUUUUUCAGGCAGGUCCAAGAAUUUGUCUUGGAAGAGAUAUGGCCUUCAUUCAGAUGAAAUAUGUGGUGGCUUCCAUACUGAGACGGUUUGAAAUCAAACCAAUCAGAUCAGAAAAGCCUAUUUUUGUGCCACUCUUGACGGCUCACAUGGCCGGUGGACUAAAGGUUUUGAUCAAGAAACGAGAUCAUUCAAUAUAAGGCUUUAAAAAUUACAUUAUUUAGUGAGAGCCAAUGUUUCAGAAAUUAAAAAAAAAAAAAAAAAAAGAUUUGUAAGACCAAUGUAAGAUGGCAAUAUGCUAUCAUGUCUCAUCUGUAUUAUAGUUAGGAGGAAAAAUAUUAGCUAAAACAAUCACAUACUUGUACAAAUCUUUAUCAGACCGUUCAUUAUUAUUGGCAUCAAUCUAGAUCAUUGACUCAAAA
Messenger RNA from Gossypium raimondii (Peruvian cotton), 1818 nucleotides. Its product is annotated as cytochrome P450 94B3. The transcript has a single exon. The coding region runs from base 70 to 1596 and encodes 508 amino acids. Lineage: Eukaryota; Viridiplantae; Streptophyta; Magnoliopsida; Malvales; Malvaceae. The record is from RefSeq and is a predicted model, not a curated record. Gene Ontology annotation, molecular function: oxidoreductase activity, acting on paired donors, with incorporation or reduction of molecular oxygen; iron ion binding; monooxygenase activity.